This is a messenger RNA of Poecile atricapillus (Black-capped chickadee), 4603 nucleotides long. It is a transcript of the gene SLC37A1, whose product is annotated as solute carrier family 37 member 1. The transcript has 21 exons. Gene Ontology annotation, biological process: phosphate ion transmembrane transport; glucose-6-phosphate transport. NCBI's taxonomy places the organism in Eukaryota, Metazoa, Chordata, Aves, Passeriformes, Paridae. Gene Ontology annotation, cellular component: endoplasmic reticulum membrane. The record is from RefSeq and is a predicted model, not a curated record. The coding region runs from base 491 to 2071 and encodes 526 amino acids. Gene Ontology annotation, molecular function: glucose 6-phosphate:phosphate antiporter activity.
UCCUCCGCGGCGGGGAGGGGCCGAGGCCGCCGGGUCCCGCCGCGCAGCUCGGGCGGCGGGCGGCGAUCCGGCCCGGCCGCUCGGCUCGGCUCGGCUCGCUGGCAGGGAGAGGAGAAGGAAGAAGGAGGCAGCAGCGGCGCCGGGAGCAGCAGCGGCGGCGGGGGCAGCAGCCCAGGGGGGAAAAAGCCUCUGACCGGGGAUUGUUUUCCUGAAAUAGGGAGGAAGGUAUGCUUCAGCCACUGCAGCGAAGGAGCAAUACCAAGUUGGAAAGAACAGCAGUAAACAGAGUGGAGAAUUUGCCACGUUGUGACUGAAGGUAGAAGGAAAAAAAAAAAACAAACCUGCAAGGAGAUCAGCCCAGCAGCAGAUAUUCCACACUUGUGGAAUCCAGAGGCUUUGGGGGAUCUUUGUCACACUUCCAGAAGAACAAAGAACGCUGUCACACAUCCGUAAUUGUGUCACCUGAAAUCUGGUAGCAGCUGUAGUGUAGAUGGCUCAGCUUCCUCCUGGGAUUCGUUUCAUCACUUCAUUCUCACGAGAUCAGUGGUAUAGAGCUUUUAUUUUCUCUCUCACUUUCCUGCUGUAUGCCAGCUUCCAUCUAUCAAGGAAACCUAUCAGUAUAGUGAAGGGAGAGCUGCAUAAGCAGUGUGCAAGUCAAGUUGAACUUGAUUCCUACAAAGAAUAUGCUGCCCAAAUCCAGCAUGUCAGAAAGCCACUCAAUGCCUCUCAGUGUGGAUGGGAGCCAUUUGAUAAGAGCAACUACAAACAGCUACUGGGAGCACUGGAUUACUCAUUUUUGUGUGCUUAUGCAGUUGGAAUGUAUUUAAGCGGCCUCAUCGGAGAGCGGCUGCCCAUCCGGUACUAUCUGACAGGGGGGAUGCUCGCCAGUGGACUCUUCACUGCAAUGUUUGGAUUGGGUUAUUUCUAUAAUGUGCAUAAUCUGUGGUUUUACAUAAUGGCCCAGAUAGCUAAUGGGUUGGUGCAAACCACUGGCUGGCCAAGUGUCGUUACAUGCAUUGGCAACUGGUUUGGAAAAGGAAGGAGAGGUUUGAUCAUGGGAGUCUGGAAUUCACACACUUCAGUGGGGAAUAUCUUGGGAUCCUUGAUUGCUGCUUACUGGGUGUCCACGUGCUGGGGUCUCUCCUUUGUGGUGCCUGGGGUCAUCGUGGCUGUCAUGGGGGUUGUUUGUUUCCUGUUCCUCAUUGAACAUCCUAAAGAUGUCAGUUGCUCCUGCACACCAUCCAGUAGUUCUAAAACCUUCCUGAACGGCGCCUCUCGGUGCAGAAUCCAGAUGCCGACCUUAAAUGCUAAGGAAAAUGGCAAACCUCAGGAUCCAGAGAUGCAGCAUUUACUGACUGACCCUGAGAACUGCAGCCUGUCACUGAGCUCCAGCUCUGUGGCCACUGGGGAAGGAAGGCAUGGGACAUCAGCCAUCAGCUUCCUUGGGGCCCUGAGGAUACCUGGAGUUGUGGAGUUCUCCCUUUGUCUCCUGUUUGCAAAGCUGGUGAGCUACACUUUCCUCUUCUGGCUCCCCCUCUACAUCACAAAUGUAGAGCAUCUUGAUGCCAAAAGAGCUGGGGACCUUUCUACACUGUUUGAUGUGGGUGGGAUCUUUGGUGGGAUUUUGGCAGGUCUCAUUUCAGACAGGCUGGAGAAGAGGGCAUCAACCUGCGGAAUGAUGUUGCUGCUUGCAGCACCCACACUGUACAUGUUCUCUGCAGUCAGUAAAAUGGGCCUUGAGGCUACUGUAGUGAUGCUGCUUAUCAGUGGUGCCCUGGUGAAUGGCCCUUAUGCCCUGAUCACCACUGCUGUCUCUGCUGACUUGGGUACCCAUAAAAGCCUGAAAGGGAACGCAAGAGCCUUGUCCACAGUGACGGCCAUCAUCGACGGGACAGGAUCUGUGGGUGCAGCUCUGGGGCCUCUCCUGGCUGGCCUUAUUUCCCCUUCUGGUUGGAACAACGUGUUUUACAUGCUCAUGGUGGCAGAUGCUUGUGCCUUGCUACUCUUACUCCGUCUAAUCCAGAAGGAACUUCAGUGUCAUGCAGAUCACACCCUGUUCAAAGAGCACUGAGCUACGAGACCAGAGCUGGGAUAAGGAGUGUGCCAGUGCAUGGAGCUCUCCCUGAAAACCAAACCCCAUGGGACACCUUAUUCUGUAUUUGAAGGGUGUGGUGAAGAGCCUUGCAGGUUUACUGGGGGCAGUGUGAGACAGGUAAAUCCCUGAAGCUCUGAUUUUUGCACAUGAAUAAGUACCUCAGGAUGGCAACUGUUCAUCAGAUGAAGAGAUGGGACUUUGGGAAGGUUUCAGCAGCACGCCUCGACUGAGCCAAAGAGAAAUACCAAGUGCCUUUUUUAUUUCUUUUAAUAGGAUGUUUUUAAUUGAAACUAUGAACUAUGUGUAUUUGCCAAAAAUCAAGGCAAAGCCAGAGCAGGAGGAAGUUGAAAUUUUAAAUCUAUGAGUGACUGUCUCAGUGGGCAAAGUGUGUGUCUCUUAUGUCAGCUUGUGUACACUGAAAGCAUCACUUUAUAGAGGACAAUAUCAGCUGGUUAUUAAGAUGUGCUGCUAUUAGUAUUUGAAGCUGCUCAGACAAUAAUCAUCCUGCUGUAUUAUUAGUUUCUAGCUACAGUACUACUUCCCAAGGACAGCAUCCAGCCUUUUGGUAGGUUAUAAAAUAGAAUUUACUCUUGGCUGUGUACUGCAGUUAGCAGUUUUCACAGAUCCUCUGGAUGGAUGUUAGUCCUCCAUUAGGAAUGUACAAAAAAAGGAGUCCUAAGCAACAAAAAGCAGUUUAUGAGUCAGAAUUUCCAGUGGGGGCUCUAAUGAUUUUUCAGGGCAUUAUAAACUGGUUGUGCAAACGUCACAGAAUUGUUUAGCUCUGCUCUGCUAGGCUGGGCUGAUGUGAGAGGGGUUUCUUUGGGGUGGCAGAGAGCUGUGAAGUGUCCUGUGCUUCAGCUCACAGGACUGAGCAGGUGGAGCUGCCUUGGUGCCCACUGGCACAGGGGUCUCUGUUGGGUUUCAGUGCUGGUGUGUGCACGUGGAAGUCAUCAUCUGAUCCAGGCCUUAAUAUCCAGAAAUCUCUCUCAAGUGGCUCUGGGUUUCAGAUUUGGAGCCAAAAUAUCAGAAGAAAAAUUACCUGUGUGGGUGGUAGUUUGUAAGAGAACAUUUGAGUACCUAGUGCUACCCAGAAAAUAGAUGGUUUAAUGUCUUCAGAACAUAUCAUUUCUUUGUACAGCUGUCUGCUUUGCAAACAGAAUGUUUCUGUGAUUUUUUAAAUUUUUUUUUUGGGAUGUACAAAGUGAAAAGAAAUCUUUUUUUUGUAUGGGUGUUUAUACCUAGAUCACAAAGAUUAGAUAAUUUAAACUGUGUGUUGUCCUUAACUGUAUUUAUUAAAGUUCUAGGCCUUUGUCUUGCUCUAUGCUCUUAAAUUUUGUGAGGCAGUGCAAUUUAUACUUGACUAGCAAAACACUUUAAAGCCCUACAAAAUAUUGAGGAAUGUCCCACCAGCUGCUGGUAACACUUCAUUUCCAGGGCUGCUUUGUAGCUGCUCAGUCUUUGAUCACUGGUUUGAUCCAGCAGGUUUGAUUCACGCUUGUCCUGCCAGUCAGAAUGGGCUCAUUUUUACCUGUUCUGCUGAGCAGAGAUGCAGGGGUGGCCUCAGACCCACAGGGACUCGGGGAAGGUGCCAGGUCCUUGCAGGGAGCUCUAGGAGGGUCCUGUUCCUGCACUCACCUGCAUGGAAGGCUGACCUCACACAUCUUGAGCAAACCAGGGCGGGGGAUACUCAACAUGUGAACUCAGAAAUCUGGGCUGUGGGUAAAUGUGAAUUGUGCAGCAAUGUUACUUGAAAGGACUUCCAUCCUCCUGGAAUGGGAAAUUGCUCCUGGAAUGUCAAACUUGCCUCAGCUCAGCCAGGCUGAACCUGGGGCUCUGCUGAAACAGCCUCUGAUGGGGCAAAAAUAACAUUGCAACACCAAAACAGCUCUCCUGGCACAUCUCCAAUGCGUGUGUGGCAAGGGAGAGAUGGAUGGAGCACCAUCUUCAGCUGGGAAUUCCAAUCCCUUUCCCCAGAAAUAUGUGUAGAGCUUUAUACUAGUUUACUGAAACAGUUCAGACUCUGCUACGCUCAGAUUUUGAGAAGCUGUUCCCUGUGGGCUGGAGUCUGAGGUUAAAAAGCUUUUGGUUGUAUUUCUGAAGGUAUUUAAGUGUGUUUUGGGUUUUAUUUGUUAGGGCUGCUGUUGUUAUUUAUUUAUUUAUUUGAAUAGCUUUUGCACUGCAGUGACUCGGGUAUGGGGUAAUGACAGAUUACAUUUCAGUUCCUCCAAGCUACAAAUUUGUUGGACAAAAAGAUAAAGAUUUGUUUUUCUUUUUUAAAAAAACUGAAUAAACGGUGUGUUUUGUUAGUAUCAGGUGUCUAUAUCCAUUAAUCUGGAAAUGGGCAAGACUGACAAAAUUUUGUAUGUAAAAAUGUGAGUGACCAGGAGGUACAGCCAAAUUUAAAUGCGACCGCAGGGUUGGUUUGUUGGGGUUUUUUUAAAUGCUGAUUAUUGUGAAUUUUAUCCAUUCACCAUCCUGUGUUGAAUAAAAAUAGAUUCUGUUCUAAAC